AUGUCAACCCCCAAGGCACGCAAGUUUAUUAAGGUAGGCGGCAAUGUCGGUAUGCUCACGGGACGUCGUAAUCGUCAAGAGACAAUGUUGUCAAUUCGUAAGUCGAAAAAGGAAGACGCUUACGCUACGCGACGUAAUCUCAAGGCCAAUCAUUCACCAGCCGCUGCACAAACCGCGAGUCGCAAGGAACUUUUACUUAAUUUGGCCUCACGGUCCCAGGCUUUACUACUUGGCAUUCAACGUCCGGACGCACUGACGAGACAAAAGUCGAUGCGUGCUUUUGUGUAUCUACUGUCAAGCGGUGUACCGCCGCUUUUUGACGAGAGUGAUUCACAGCAUGAAGGUCUAUGGUGUACUAUCCUUGCUGCCUUGCCCUUGUUUGUGGCGAUUCUGAAUGAGGACCUGUCGGACACUAUUGCAGUGCAGCUGCACUCGGACGCAGCCUUUGCGAUGCGCUUUAUUUCUUCCAUGGACAAGGCCAGUGAUGUGAUUGCAACGGGUGCAGUUCCAAAGCUUGUGCAAUUGUUUCAGUCAGGCAUCUCAGAGCUACAGAUUCAAGCUGCCUGGUGUCUAGGCAAUAUUGCAUCCGCGUCGGCCGAGUGCUGUGAAGAGAUCGUCAAAUCGUGUCCACCUAAUAUGGUGCUGCCUCACAUUCGGAUGGCCACACCUGCUCUCCGGCGUGCGGCGGUAUGGCUGCUACGUAGUCUUGUGGAGUUCCCAGAUGUUAUGGAUAAGAGUGGCGUGAUGGUACUAGACACGAAGCGAGAGAUGAUGGAGGUGCUGUCGAGCAUUAUCCUGCAGCUAUCGAAUAAAAAAGUAAGCAAUUUUGUGUCAGCGAAUGGUCAGGGUGAAGAGGCGAUUAAGUUCAAAAAGGCUACGGCUAUCGCGCCAUGGCGGAUCUUUGAGGUCAACACGGGCAAGCCUGCUCCUAACGACAUUGCCGUCGUGCGGUUUGUGCGUGAAGUGGAUGAUACGACCGUGGAGGUCAUGGAUGUCGACGUAAACUUUGAGACUGGCGAGAACAUGGUAUUUCGAGCAAAGAAGGUAGAUAUGCGGCCGCUGCAAGUCAUGGAUGAUGCAAUUGGUGAAGACGAAGACGAGGAUGAAGAAACCGAUCUUCUGGAUGAGCAAGUACUCACGCUAUGCGAUAGCUGCUGGGCACUUGUUGAGAUGACACUACACAACAGCGACGUUGUUAGUGGUAUUGUCAACGCAGGUUUGUGUCCCCGACUUGUUGAGCUCCUUUACAUUUCUCAAAGCAGUAUCAUCCUCGCACCAGUUUUGAGACUACUGGGCAACAUUGUGUCCGCGGAGAUUGUAUUUUCUCAGGCCGUGAUUGAUGCUAAGCUGCUGGAGGUGAUCCCGAGUGUAAUGACCACUACCAGCCGUGCAGUGCGCGAAGAAGCGUGCUGGAUGCUGUCAAACAUUGCUGGCGGACAAGAAGAGCAGGUAGUCGCAAUGAUGAAUGCUCCUGGAGUUAUCGCGGGUUUGGUGGAGCAGAUGUCAUGGGCAGAGUAUGGUGUGAAGCGCGAGGCUACGUGGGCCAUUUGUAAUAUCAUUGUGAGGGCUAACAUCGAAUUUGUGAAGGAAGUGUUGCAUAUGGGAGUGCUACAGUUAUUCUGCCCGCUUCUUGACGAGUGGGAAGACCCAAUGGUGGAGUUGGUUAUCUUGGAGGCAGUUGAAAGCUUAUUGCAGAAGGAUCCACAGGAAGGCCGCAUAGCAAUUGAGGAAAGUGGAUGUCUGGCAAAGAUAGAGGAGCUAUCUUACGAUCAGAACGAAGACGUUAGCAGUAUGGCAUUGCAGCUGAUAGACACGUGGUUCGAUGGCGAGGUUGAUGAGACGGACUCAACGUUGGCGCCGGACGUUGUGGGGUCUGAGCAAACCGGCGAGACGUUCACCUUUCAACCAGUGCAGGGUGACGUUCAAUUCAACUUCAGCCAGAAUUAA
This is a messenger RNA of Peronospora belbahrii, 1947 nucleotides long. Lineage: Eukaryota; Oomycota; Peronosporomycetes; Peronosporales; Peronosporaceae. The record is from the annotation of a GenBank genome assembly.